CUCAUCCUGGCUGCACCGAGAGGAGGGCGGGGCUCCCAGCAUCAUCACCACCGGCCAUCGGUGCUUCAUUGUACGGCUGCUGCUGCUGUUGCUGCUGCCGCUGAUGCAGAGAUCAGAACGGAAGCCACAGCUGAUUUUUAACAGUAGCAUGGAUGCUUUCCCUUCCACGUCCGGAACCGACAGCAGAUGGAGACCCUCAGUGAGCCCCUGUGUCUGCUAGGAGAAUGAGGAGGAGGCGGCACUGGAAACUUUGGGAGCCCUUUGGAAAGUUUUUGUGAAGAUCCAAUGAGAGCAUCGAGAGAGCUUUUCUAGUUCUUGACUUAAUGGCUAAGAAAGGCCGAAUGAAGGGCGAGAAGCCCGAAGCCCUCAUUUCUGCCUUGCAGGCAGCCAAUGAAGAUCUCAGGUCCAAGCUGACUGACAUUCAGAUAGAGCUUCACCAAGAAAAAUGCAAGGUGAGCAAGCUGGAGCGGGACAAGGUGCAGGAGGUGAAGCGUGUGCGUGAGCAGGAGCAGCAUCGCCACACUGCCAUGUUAACAGAACAGCGAGCCAAAUGGCACGAGGAAAAGCAAAAGGAGCUACAAGCUCUCAGGGAAAGCCUGACUCGGCAGCACGAGCAGGAGCUGGCCCGCCACGCCAAGAUCAAAGACCAGGAGAACCAGAGACUCAAAGCUGCGCUGAACGCCAUGCGAGAUGGCAGCGGAGAGAAGGUGCGUACCGCACUCACGUUGGAGGCCAAAGAAGAGGCACGCCGCUUCUUUGACCAGGAGAGAGUGAAGCUCCUGCAGGAGAUCGCAGAGCUGAAGACGUCGAAGAAGCAGACCGACGAGGCGCUCAGCAACAUGAUCCAGGCAGACAAGAUGAAAGCCGGAGACCUGCGGGUGGAGCACCAGCAGCAUCAGGAGCAAAUCUCCAAGAUCAAGUGGGACUGUGAGCGGGACAUUCGCAGACUGGUAGAUGAAAUCAAGGCAAAAGAUCGCACCAUUUUUGCUUUGGAGAAGGAACUGGAGUCGACGUCAGGCUUUCUGCAGAAGCUGCAGCUCCAGAAAGAUGCUCUGGACGAACAGCUGUUUCUCGCCAAAGAGGCCGAGUGCGGCCUGGGAAGUCCCAAAAGAGAGAUUCCAGGCAGAGCUGGAGAUGGAGCCGAGCACCACGGCAGCCCCGACUUAAGGAGAAAUCAAAGACGCAUUGCUGAUCUGAACGCAACCAUACGCAGGUUGGAGGACCGUAACUCACUGUUGGGUGAUGAGAGAAAUGAACUGCUAAAGCGCGUUCGGGAAUCAGAAAAACAGUGCAAGCCUCUGCUCGAAAAGAACAAGCUGCUGAGUAAACGAAAUGACGACUUGACGAUGACCAUCCAGAAGCUGGAGGACAAGCUGAAGAACCUGACAAAAGAAAACCUGGAAAUGAAAGAGCGAAUAAGCUCUCAUCCUCCUCUCAAGAAGCUGAAGUCACUGAAUGACCUGGACCAAGCCCACGAUGACCAGGAAAUCACAUUUCUGAAGCUUCAAGUCCUGGAACAGCAAAACAUAAUCGAUGAACUGACACGAGACAGAGAAAAGCUUCUAAGAAAGAAAAGGCAUAAAAGAAGUUCAAGGCCAAUAAAGAGGCCCAUUGUAGUCGACACCUUUUUUGGGUACGAUGAAGAGUCUAUGGAUUCGGAGUCUUCCUCUGUGGCUUCAUUUCGCAUGGACAGAACGCCCGCCACUCCUGACGAAGACCUGGAUGAGGGUUUGGCCAACGAGGAAUCGGAGUUGCGUUUCCGUCAGCUGACCAGGGAAUAUCAGGCACUGCAGCGAGCUUAUGCUCUCCUGCAGGAACAGAAGGGAGGUUUACUGGAUGCUGAGAUGGAGGCAAAGGCUCAGGAACAACUGCAAGCUGAUGUUCUCAGGUAUAAGGCAAAAAUAGAAGACUUGGAGAAAGAACUAGCCUUCAAAGGACAGGACUCCAAAUGGGUCGAGGAGAAGCAGCUCUUCCUCAGGAGGAACCAAGAGUUAUUAGACAAGGUGGAGAAGUUGGAGUCGGAUUGCAGUCGGCUGCAGCAGGAGCUCCAAGACUCCAGAGACCAAAAUGAGCUUCUGGAGUUUCGAAUCCUGGAGCUGGAGGAGCGUGAAAGGCGGUCUCCUCCGUUCAACCACUUGAGGAUGCACCCGUUCUCAGAGGGAGUCAGCGCACUUCAGAUCUACUGCAUGAAAGAAGGGGUCAAGGAUGUGUGCAUACCAGACCUCAUCAAACUUCUGGAUAUACUAGGAGACAACGGGAAUUUAAGAAAUGAAGAACAAGUGGCUAUCAUUCAAGCUAGCACAGUUUUAUCCUUAGCAGAAAAGUGGAUUCAGCAGAUAGAAGGCACAGAGGCAGCUCUGCACCAGAAGAUGAUGGACUUAGAAAUAGAGAUGGAAAUGUUCUGCAAGCAGAAAGGAUAUCUAGAAGAAGAGCUGGACUACAGGAAACAGGCCCUGGACCAGGCCUACAUGCAAAUCCAAGAGUUGGAAGCAACAUUAUACAACUCCCUGCAGCAGGACAAGGUGAUAAAGUACGGCGAGCCUCUGAAUGAGCUUCAGAGGGACGAGCUGCGGACGGCGGUGGAGAAGCUGAGGAGACAGAUGCUACGGAAGAGCAGAGAGUACGACUGUCAGAUCCUGCAGGAGCGGAUGGAGCUCCUUCACCAGGCCCACCAGAGAAUUCGGGAUCUGGAAGACAAAACCGAAAUCCAGAGGAGGCAGAUUAAAGACCUUGAAGAAAAGUUUCUCUUUCUAUUCCUGUUCUUUUCUCUCGCCUUUAUCCUUUGGCCUUAAAGUCUGUGGAGUUUCCUCUUGUGAAGGUCGUGGGUCAGCUUGGAGUUCUUGUUUUUGACUGGAAUGUUACUUUUUUUUCUGGACAAGCUGGAAAAAGCAAAUGUUUUAGUGGUUGUCGCAAUACUUUCAGUUUGGCCCGUUAACAUUUUAAAAUACCCAAAUUGAGAUUCUCAGGAAUCUUCCCACAGAGAUAUUUUUAGGAAAGUCUUGGAUAAACAGUUGAGCACAACACAAACACACAUCAAUAAAUGUAUUCAAACGCACUCACGCUUUGACCUAUCUAAACCAAAGCUAAGGAAAUCUUUUCUCUGCACCCACAUGCAGAAAGAAAACCACCAACCGGGACAGAGCUUUUUUUUUUUUUCCUUCUUGUCCAAAACUGUAAAUUGUUGUCAGUUGCAACCGCGAAGCGUGUCAAAGGGAGUCAACUCAGGACCCAACGCGUGCCGAGGCUGCUGGAACCGUCGCUGACCUCACGUCAGAUAAUCAAGAUCUCCGGGGACACGAGAGCGUCGCCAGCUGGCCGGGUCGCCGCUCCUCCCCAGAACGGUGCUUGGGCUCUUCAGAAGUUACACGUGGAAAAUAAUUUAAAAAAAAGGACAGAGCGACACCACGGACUCUCGUGUGCGUGAACUCUAAAAAGGAAGCAGUGACACACACUCAGGUUGACAAGGACGCAGUUUGAUCCGCUCGGAUCUCCACAGGAAAACUCUGCUCUCUGAAGUCCUCCAAAGCCAGCAGACUGUCGGAGCUUCCCUCUCUGGUUUUCUAUUUUAGCACUCCCAAAAUCAAUCUGGAUCUCCAGAUUUACAUUAAAAAAACAUUAUUUACUGUAAUAUAUAUAUACACUGUUGAUAUGUACAUGUGUCGGAAUUAUUUACCGUAGUCUCCCCUUUUAUUUUUGUCAAUAGUGACGUUUUUUAAAGUCUGAAGCAGCUUGAACAGUUGAUAUACUCUGCAGUUUGGGGUGAAAGCUGCUGUUUUAUUGUGGUGAUGGCUGCAAAGAGGAGCUUUAUUUCUUUUAAAGUUAAAAGAGUCGAUAGUAUAUGAAUGUGAAAAAAAAGGAAAUUCUCUCCUGUUUUCCACCCCGAUAUAUUGUUCUGGAUUGUUAUUUAAAAUGUGUUCUGCUUGAUGCUGGUUUCACCAAUUUGCCCUUUAAAAACCUGUAAAUAUUUUGAAGGCUAGUUUGCAAAAGUAACUCAAAUUCUAAAGAGCAGAAAAGCUUCAAAUAACCACACUUCUCUGUCCUGCUGUUGUUUUUUUUAAUUUAUAUUACUAACCAAACUUAUUUGAUACUAACAACUUUUGCAAAAACACUACCGGCCGCGGUGGAGGUCAUUUCUGAAAAAGUUGGUGCAACUCUAGUCCUGCCUUGAAGCGAACUGCCCGGAUGCUGAAAUAUUUACCAGCUGAGCGUGCUCCUUCCACACACACUCCAGCCAACAAAGUAUCUGCCAUCAGUCACACUACGUGGCUCCGGCUUCACGCCAGGAUCCUGUUACUCACUAACCACAGUCCUCCUCCUUUCACUUCAGCUUCACGCCCAGAAGGACCGACGCUGGUUAUGUCAUGUGUGUUACUUUCAAUCCUCAACUCCUUUAUGCACUUCUUUACUAGUAAUGUGUAUACUUUGUUUAUAUUUAUUUAACAGGUGAACCUGACUACAGAAAAAGUAACAAUUUUUCUGCAUCACAUUUAACUUUUUUAAUAAAAAGACAAAAUAAGUCA
This is a messenger RNA of Oryzias melastigma (Indian medaka), 4520 nucleotides long. RefSeq names its product janus kinase and microtubule interacting protein 2 (gene jakmip2). Gene Ontology annotation, molecular function: microtubule binding; kinase binding. The transcript is spliced from 24 exons. The record is from RefSeq and is a predicted model, not a curated record. Bases 324 to 2792 code for a protein of 822 amino acids. NCBI's taxonomy places the organism in Eukaryota, Metazoa, Chordata, Actinopteri, Beloniformes, Adrianichthyidae.